Molecule: messenger RNA, 1121 nt
Organism: Nerophis ophidion (straightnose pipefish)
Lineage: Eukaryota; Metazoa; Chordata; Actinopteri; Syngnathiformes; Syngnathidae
Gene: fgfbp1b
Product: fibroblast growth factor binding protein 1b
Exons: 1
Coding region: 132-710 (192 amino acids)
Biological process (GO): cell-cell signaling
Molecular function (GO): growth factor binding
Source: RefSeq, a predicted model, not a curated record
GGUGGGUGAGUCAUGCGUGGGCGUGCAGCAGCUAUGAAAAGCAGCAUGUGAGCCCAUCUGAGGACCACAACAGUGGACCCGACUGGAACGCCCUGCUGAUUGUCUUCAUCGUCCUCCAUUUGCUGUCGAAGAUGCUGAAGACUCUGCUGACGCUCAUGUGCCUCCUGGUUCUGGCCUGCGGGGUCAAGAGACGCGGCCCCGGGGCGUCUCCGCCGGUGGCCGGCCGGGGGAGGUUCCACCUCCACGGCACCAUGAACUGCACCUGGGCGGCCCGGGAGAGCGACCCCGACUCUGUGAGGGUGUCUGUGAAGUGCGAGGACCCUGUGGCGCGUGUCCAAGGCGGGGGGACAGACAUGGAGUGCGCCUAUGACGGCAAGCCGCAGAUCUGCCCGGCCUACCGCUCCGACCCCAAGGGCUUCUGGAAGCAGAUGGGGCGCUCCUUCAAGAAGCUCGGGGAGGACACGUGCAAGGAUGAGACUGCGCUGGUGAGGGCGAGCAUGUGCAAGCGAGCCCCCCGCGACGCUCACUUCAAGCUGGACAUCACGAGCUCUGUCAUCAGCGCACAGUCCGGAGGUCAGGAUCUCCCGCCCUCUGGCCCCCUCGCCACGCCCUGCCCUGAGACCAGGAGGCGGGCGGAGGAGUACUGCAGCAGCUCCCUGGCCAACCUGUGCGCCUUCUUUUUUAUGAUGAUGCCGAAUGACGACUGUUAGAAGUGAAUUAUAUUUUUAUAUAGCGCUUUUUCUCUAGUGACUAAAAGCGCUUUUACAUGGUGAAACCCAAUAUCUAAUUUUUACAUUUAAACCAGUGUGGGUGGCACUGGGAGCAGGUGGGUAAAGUGUCUUGCCCAAGGACACAACGCCAGGGACUAGGAUGGCGGAAGCGGGGAUCGAACCUGCAACCCUCAAGUUGCUGGCACGGCCGCUCUACCAACCGACCUAUGCCGCCCCUGUUAGAACACUUGCUCGACCACUCGGUGGACAUGAUGUUUAUUCCUUUGUCUUGUCUUGACAACUCAGUUGGCGCCAUUGUCUCUCUUUUCAAUAUCUGUUUUAUAUUAAAUACAGAGUACAAUUUCUAUUGUAAAUCAAAAUAUAUAAAUAAAAUGUUCUCAUAACCCCUCA